This is a messenger RNA of Stegastes partitus (bicolor damselfish), 1549 nucleotides long. It is a transcript of the gene noxred1, whose product is annotated as NADP-dependent oxidoreductase domain containing 1. Bases 1 to 996 code for a protein of 331 amino acids. The transcript is spliced from 6 exons. Gene Ontology annotation, molecular function: pyrroline-5-carboxylate reductase activity. NCBI's taxonomy places the organism in Eukaryota, Metazoa, Chordata, Actinopteri, Pomacentridae. Gene Ontology annotation, biological process: L-proline biosynthetic process. The record is from RefSeq and is a predicted model, not a curated record.
AUGGACAUAGCUGCAGAUCUGAGCAGUCUCAGCUUUGAAAGUGGGCUGACCGAGGACGAGACGGACUUAAUUUAUCUUCGCGCCCGCGCGGCUGGACUGACGUUUUGCGGGUGCGCGCACGCAGCGUUCACGUGCGAGCUCGUCCACUCGCUGAGAUGUGCUAUUAAAAGCCACCGAGAGCCAGCGGCCUCGGCGGAGGACAGGCAGCUCUGUGUGGGGAUCCUCGGGCUGGGUCGCCUGGGGAAACAGCUGCUGCUCGCCCUCCUCAGAAAAACCAGCAUCAAACCAUCACAUAUUAAAAUCUCCACCAGAAGACCAGAAUCAGCAGUGGAGAUUGUCCAGAGAGGAGUUGAAUGUUUCUUCGACAACCGCAGACUGGCGGCGUGGGCAGAUGUUCUGUUCCUCUGCUGUCUGCCUUCUCACCUCCCUGAAGUCAGCGCUGACCUCCACUCUCACCUGUCCAAGCACUGCCUCGUGUACAGCUUCACCUCCGCUGUGCCCGUCACCAGAUUAGCUGUAAUUCUUGGACACGAUUACGUUCUGAAGCCGCAGUAUGACUUCGAGGCUUGUGACGCUGCAGACGUGUGGUCGUCCUGCACCCAGCUGACGACAGCUCUGACAGAUCCUGUGUUCGUAGAGGCGUCGUGUCCUCUUACAAUGAAAGGUGGCCUUUCUCUGGCUCUGAACUGGGCGUGUGCGGUGCUGUACAGCCUGUUAAAUACCUGCACCUCUGCCGGUCUGGGCUCCGGCGAGGCUCUCUCUCUGAUAAACAGCAUGUUUAAGGAGAAAUGGGAAAACGCUGCGCAGUUAAAUCCACAGAGUUUCAUCAGCUCAUCUUAUGCGGCUUCGCUUCUUUCAGACGAGCCUUUUCCCUGGAUUUCUCUCACGGACGCUCAGACCAAGGAGACGCCGCUGCUGCGUUUUUUGUCGAACAGUAAAUCUCUGCAGCAGUGCAUCUCUGCUGCGUAUAAAUCACAUUAUACAGAAACACCCUAAUGGAAAACUCAUAUCUUUACUUUACACAUUCUCUUGAUACUCUGAUACAGCAUACAACACGUGACAUUUAGGCACAUCAUCACUUAACCUUACAUUGAUUGCAUUGCUUCUAUGCUAUUUGCACUUAUUAAAUAAAUUAAAGUGAACCAUUUCUGUAUCCUACAUUAAAAACACCAGCCCUACAAUGGGAACUCAAUGCAGUAAACGUUAGUACACCUUACAUUACUGAGGUUUAAAUCUUCUGGGUUUUUUGUCCAACUUAAUUUUUGAUGAGACUCGAUCCUCCUCAGAUGUUCUUCAGAGAAUUUUCUUUUUUCCAGCUGCUUUUUGCUGGAGGGUUGUAUUUGUCUACCUUUGAAAUACCCCAAAGCUAAUCUCUUGGGUUCAGGUCAGGCGAUGCACUCGGCCAGAUCAUAGUUUUUUCCUUUUCUUUCCUCAGACACUCUUGGGUGAUAUUAUCAGUGCACUUUGCAUCGUUAUCACGCUGGAAUAUUCCUGUUCUGUCGAGCUUCUGCCAGCAUUUUGGUGCCAUCAAUAAAUGUCAUCUCCUCAA